AUGCAUUCUAUAGUUCACCGCGCUGUUGGGGCUGCCCUGUUGGGCGCUGUCGGCGUACGAAGCCACGGACAUGUGAGCAAUAUCGUCAUCAACGGCCAAUCUUACGAGGGCUACGAUCCGACCACGUUCCCCUAUAAGCAGAACCCCCAUCGUAAUCGGUUGGGCUACGAAGCAAACCGACAACGGCUUCAUCGAACCGUCCAAUUUCGGCUCGUCGGAUAUCAUCUGCCACAAAGCGCCACGCCCGCCGGGGCCACGCUACCGUCGCGGCGGGCGACCAGAUCCUCAUUACUUGGAACACCUGGCCGGAGUCGCAUCACGGCCCGGUGCUGGCUCGUCGAGAUUCCGAAGAGCAUCCGCGCCGGCGAUUACGUGUUGAGGCACGAAAUUAUCGCACUGCAUACUGCCGGACAAACGAAUGGCGCGCAGGCGUAUCCCCAGUGCAUCAACCUUCGCAUAACGGGAGGCGGAGAUGAGCGGCCCGCAGGAGUGCGUGGAACGAAGCUAUACAGCAGCGGAGACCCUGGGAUCAAGUUCGACCUGUACAGAUCAUUCAGCAGCUACGACAUUCCAGGACCUGAUCUGAUCGAUGGCGCAGAGCCGGUGAGACAAUCUUCGCCCGCUGCUUCGGCGACGGCCACUGCAACGGUUGGCUCUGGCCUCGGUGCAGCACCGACUUCCGAAGCGGGCGGGAGAAAUAACGGAGGAGGGUCAUCCACGGACUCCGAUGAUUCAACUGGAAACGGAGGUUCUAGGUUAUUUGGUUCAGGCCAAGCUAAAUAG
Messenger RNA from Parascedosporium putredinis, 783 nucleotides. The record is from the annotation of a GenBank genome assembly. NCBI's taxonomy places the organism in Eukaryota, Fungi, Ascomycota, Sordariomycetes, Microascales, Microascaceae.